AUGCCUCCUCUACAGUUCUGGAAACCGGGUACAGCAGCUCCAGGAAGUUCGCUAGAUAGAGAUACCGAAUCGGAAGGAUCACUUCUCCCUUCCAUAUCUUCCUCUCGAAACGAACACCUAUCUCUAGAAUCUCAGAGAAAGAGAUUACCGAUCUACAGGCAUCGUGAAAAGCUUUUAUGGUGCGUGGAGAAAUACCAGGUUGUCAUUGUUGUAGGACAGACAGGUUGCGGUAAAUCUACUCAGAUACCGCAAUACCUCCACGAAUCAGGUUGGACAUCCCAGAAUCACGUUGUAGCUUGUACCCAACCUCGACGUGUGGCCGCUACGUCUGUUGCCACUAGGGUAGCAGAGGAAGUAGGAUCGGUCCUGGGUGACGAGGUUGGAUAUAGUAUACGAUUUGAGGAUCUCUCAUCACCUACUAGGACUCGUAUAAAGUACUUGACGGAUGGUAUGCUGUUCAGAGAGACUAUGUUAGAUCCAUUGCUGAGUAAAUACAGCGUCAUAAUGAUCGAUGAAGCUCAUGAGCGAGGGGCUUAUACGGACUUGCUAUUGGGUUUACUGAAAAAGAUCAUGAGGAAAAGACCUGAGUUGAGAGUGAUCAUUUCUUCAGCGACCAUCGAUGCAGAGGACUUUUUAGAAUACUUCAAUACCAAUGCGGAUGGAACGGAUCGCUCGAAAGAUGAUGCUAUAAUCGUCAGCUUGGAAGGAAGGAUGUUCCCCGUCGAAGUAUGUUACUUAAAGGAGCCAUGUUCAGACUACGCAGAAGCUGCUGUACAGACUGUAUUCGAUAUACAUAUGAAGGAACCGGCAGGUGAUAUACUAGUCUUCUUGACAGGGCGAGAAGAGAUAGAUCAGGUCAUACAAGAAGUAUCCGAUCGAAUACAGACAUUACCUAAAUCCGCACCGCAGAUCCUUGCAUUACCCUUAUACGCCACUUUACCACCAGAAGAACAAGCACUGAUAUUCGAUGCGCCACCUCGAGAUACGAGAAAAGUAAUAUUCUCCACCAAUAUAGCAGAAGCGAGUGUUACGAUUGACGGUAUAAAGUACGUGGUGGACUCGGGAUUCGUCAAGUUGAAAACCUUCAAUCCUAAAACAUCCAUGGACGUAUUAUCGAUCGUACCAUGUUCCCUCGCCUCAGCGAACCAGAGAGCUGGUCGAGCAGGUCGUACAUCCCCUGGAAAAUGUUUCAGACUCUAUCCGUCUUCUGUACUUCCCUCACCUUCCAAUCCACAUUCACCAAUGUCCAUAACGACUCCACCAGAACUUACCCGAUCAGACAUAUCCUUAUAUCUCUUACAGCUCAAAGCGCUAGGUAUAGACAAUCUGGUAAAAUUCGAUUUCAUGUCUCCGCCACCGUCAAAGAUGAUGAUUCGCUCGCUGGAGUUUUUGUAUUGCCUGAAAGCUUUGGAUGAUGAAGGGCGGUUAACGAGACCUAUGGGAGAGAGAAUGGCAGAAGUCCCUUUAGAUCCUAUGAUGGCUGCGAUAUUGCUAAAUUCACACGAGUUCAGAUGUGGAGAAGAGGUUUUGACGAUCGCCGCUAUGACUUCGGUACAGAAUGUAUUCAACAUGUCUGAUGGCGGUACGAAAGGUAUGAUGUCCGAGAUGGAACGAAGAAAAUUUACGGCGGAAGAAGGGGAUCAUCUCACUUUGCUCAAUGCUUACAACGCAUUCAUCCGAUUCGGUCAGAACAACAAAUCAUGGUGCGGGAACCAUCGACUAAACCAUAAAGCGUUAUCUAGGGCUGUAGCCAUUCGAAAACAAUUGAAGAAGUAUCUGGAUAGAUUUGGUAUUCCCAUAGUCAGCUGUGAAGGUGAUGCGAAGAGAUUGAGAAAGUGUCUUGUAACGGGAUACUUCAAGAACGCUGCUAGGAUGAUGCCCGAUGGGACAUAUAGAAGUGCAAGGGAAGGAGCUACCCUCCACGUACAUCCCUCUUCGGUCAUGUUUACCCGUCAACCUUCGACAGGAUGGGUGAUUUACCAUGAAGUCGUGGAGACUACUAAGAGCUUCAUGCGAGAUCUGACGGUGAUUGAAGAGGAUUGGUUGGUGGAAUUAGCACCUCAUUUCUACGAGUUCAAAGGAGGUGGAAUGAAGAAGCAUUUCUAG
Kwoniella botswanensis is the source of this 2106-nucleotide messenger RNA. RefSeq lists its product as uncharacterized. Gene Ontology annotation, molecular function: RNA binding; helicase activity; ATP hydrolysis activity. NCBI's taxonomy places the organism in Eukaryota, Fungi, Basidiomycota, Tremellomycetes, Tremellales, Cryptococcaceae. The record is from RefSeq and is a predicted model, not a curated record. Gene Ontology annotation, cellular component: intracellular anatomical structure; catalytic step 2 spliceosome. The transcript has 17 exons. The coding region runs from base 1 to 2106 and encodes 701 amino acids.